UAAACAUGGUAAUGAUACUUAACUGAUAUUCAAAGUGUAUUUAGUGCGGUUUUUAUAUUUCAUUUCUGGUGUGUAUACCGCUUUAAGAAAUCCAACCGGGAAGUUGUCAAGCAGUCCUGACGUCGUGUUUACUAUCGUGUUUCCCCACUAUGGCCAGUUCACGCACACUGUUCUGCAGCUCUUGUGUUGUUGUAAUUAUGAAAUAACUAAUGUUUUCUAACAAUAUUCCGCUUCUUUCAUUCAUGCAACAUGAACAGGUCCCAGCUCAAACGAUCCCGAAUAUUAAAAAUGGCCUUCACAGACUCCACUCGUCCAGGGGACAAAGAAGAGCCGUUUUUUAUGAGAGCCACCAAAAUCGCCCUGGUCGUGACUCUCUACUGGUUCAUCUCAAUCUCCAUGGUUUUCCUGAACAAUUACCUGUUAGACAGCAAGGAGCUCGACGCGCCGGUCUUCAUCACCUUCUUCCAGUGUGUUGUGAGUGUCGGACUGUGUUUACUCAUGAGUUUCCUCUCAAGCUUGUGUCCUGGAUCCGUGGAUUUCCCCUCAUUAAAGUUUGAUUUGCGGGUGUCCAGAGAGAUUCUCCCGCUGACGAUCGUGUUCAUAAGCAUGAUCACGUUUAAUAACUUGUGUCUGAAAUAUGUGGGAGUUGCCUUUUACACUGUUGGACGCUCGCUUUCCACUGUGUUUAACGUUAUUUUGUCUUACGUGGUCCUCAAACAAACGACGUCCCUCUACGCGGUGCUGUGUUGCGGAGUCAUUCUGGGUGGGUUCUGGUUGGGUGUGGACCAAGAAGCCGUGGCAGGUUCCCUUUCAUGGGCAGGUGUCGUUUUCGGUGUAAUUGCCAGCCUUUGUGUGUCUCUUAAUGCCAUCUUCACGAAGAAAGUAUUGCCGGUGGUGGACGGAAAUAUUUGGAAGCUCUCCUACUACAACAACCUCAACGCCAUUGUGCUGUUUCUUCCCCUCCUGAUCAUUCUGGGAGAGGUGAAAAGUGUAUUCGAGUUUAGCCGGCUGACAGAUUUACAUUUUUGGGGUAUGAUGACUUUGGGUGGGGUUUUCGGCUUUGCCAUUGGUUACGUCACAGGACUUCAGAUCAAGUUCACCAGUCCGUUAACACACAAUGUAUCCGGAACGGCCAAAUCAUGCGCACAGACUGUGCUGGCCGUCGUGUACUGGGCGUCCGAAAAGAGCACGCUUUGGUGGACGAGCAAUUUGAUGGUGCUCGGUGGAUCUUUCGCUUAUACCUGGGUCAAAGGAAUGGAGAUGAAGAAAGCUCCAGUGCCUACAGAAACACAAAGCUUGAACCCUCAGAAGAAUAAAGAAGACCUGGGCGUGUGAGAAAUACAUUGUUGUAGAGACUUUCUGUUUUGCACAUGUGUGUAUAUAUACCAGAGGUGCCCAAACCUUUUCCUAUAAAGGGCCAAAAACCAAACUUGAUAGAGGACUGUGGGCUGAAUAUAUACCAAAGCAUAUUUAUUAAAUUUGCCAUGGGUAAUUUCCUAAUUUGCAAAAUGUUGCAAUGAAGAAUAUUAACUAAUGCAGCAUUAUUUUUAACAUUUUAUAAUGAACUUAUUACAGUAAAAACACAAACAAUCCCAUUUAUAACACAAUAGAGUUCAGUGCUGAACACACUAGUCGAGCUGCUCUUGCCUUUACCUUGUGCAUUGUCCACUAUAUAAGUGACAGUACUUUACAUAUUAAAAGUCUGAUUCCUUUACAACAUUAAAUUAUUUAAUUUCAAGUGGCUUUUUUGUAGCUC
Molecule: messenger RNA, 1756 nt
Organism: Danio rerio (zebrafish)
Lineage: Eukaryota; Metazoa; Chordata; Actinopteri; Cypriniformes; Danionidae
Source: RefSeq, a predicted model, not a curated record